GGUAACCUGGGAGAGAAACAAUCACGAAGCUCUACGUAAAUGUAAUAUUUAAACGAUAAAUACAGUAGAAAGAUCCUCGAAGACAGGCUCUCAAAUGCGUUGCUCUCGUAGCGGAAGCUGCGGUGACAACUGACAGUUUUGUGUUGGUGGUGGAGCUGCAGGUCAGAGGAAUGAAGACAGAGGAACAGUCCGGCCGGAACCCUGAGCAGCAGCCUGCGAAGAGAUGCCCCCCCACCACCAGCAUGCCGGAGGGCUGGACAAAGGUGGUCAAACAGAGGAAAACGGGAAAGACGGCAGGAAAGCUGGACGUUUACAUUAAAAGUCCCCAGGGACGAACUUUCAGGUCAAAGGCGGCACUCCAAGUCUUCCUUCAAAGCAACGAAGAUUUGGGCGUUCGGGUCGAAGACUUUGACUUCACUGCAGCAGGAAGCCACGCAAUGGUGUCCCAGCCUGAGAGGAAAGCGAGGCGUCUGAUGUGUUUAACAGACGCAGAUGUGACAGCUGCUCGAACUUUACCAACCUCCGUCAAGGAAGAGCAGGAAGCAGCUGGCAUUGCCAUCCUUCCUCCGGCGACCUCCAAGACCACGAGGCCAAAGUCAAGAGCCGGAACAAGAGGCAAAGCACAGAGCAACCCGUUGCUCGUAAAGCAGGAGCUGUCCGACCACGGUCUUGAGAGGGUGGGAGAGCCCAGCGGAGCUGACAGCACAGGCAGGAAAGAGGAGUGUCUUAGUGUGACCCCAGAGGUCAGGGAGGUCACCAUCCUGCCAGCAGAUAUCCCUGCCAAAGGCUUCCAGAAGACAGUGCUCUUGAGGGACAAGCUGCUUAGUAAGAUCAAGUUGGAAGGCAGUCCACAUACCGAUGCUCAGAAGGAUCAGUCAAAACUGGUUUCUCCCAAAGGACUUCCUGCUUCAAGUAUUGGAGAGCCUGCAAGCACGAGUCAUGAUACAGAUGCAGCCAUUGUGUCUCCAUCAGGACUACGAGAAGGCCUGUUGCCAGCCUCUCAGAGCCUCGGGGGGAGUUUGUCACCAAGGAACCAGCCGCAGAGCAGCCCUAGACCAAAAGCUGAAAUGGAGAGAAAGAAAAUAAGCCCUUACUUCAGCGGGAAGUCCAUGAAAGAGGCUCCCAGCCCCCCAAGGCGCAAGGCCUUUAAGAAGUGGACGCCACCUCGAUCACCCUUCUGUCUAGUUCAGGAGACCCUCUUCCAUGACCCCUGGAAGCUGCUGGUUGCUACCAUUUUUCUCAAUAAGACCAAUGGUAAGAUGGCCAUCCCAGUUCUUUGGCAGUUUUUUGAACGCUACCCCACACCUGAAGUUACCCGUGAGAGCGACUGGUUGCCCCUGGCUGAACUGCUCAGACCCCUGGGCUUGCAUGAGCUGAGAGCCAAAAGCAUCAUCAGAUUUUCUGACGAAUACCUGACCAAGCAGUGGCGCUACCCUAUCGAGCUCCACGGCAUUGGGAAGUACGGCAAUGACUCGUACAGAAUUUUCUGUGUGGAGGAAUGGAAGCAGGUAAAGCCUAAGGAUCACAAGUUAAAUAAGUACCAUGCUUGGCUAUGGCAGAAUCAUGAGAAACUGGGGAUUUAAGGCAAGACAGCACUGUUUGUCGAGAGCCAUCCAGACAUUGAAUUUUGAACUGGUAGACAAAAAAAACUACCAUCAUGUUUUAUCAAUGAAAUAAAACAUUCCUUAGUAACAAAGCAAAGUUACAAUUUGAAUAAUGCUGUUUGUAAAUGUGAUCAUGUUUCAAGUGUAUUUUAGUUUGUGGAAAAAAUUCAAAUUGUUUUACCGUUUUAACUUUUUAUAUUCUUGUUAAAUAAAUGAAUGAAAAAAACUAGAUUGAAUCCUGUGCAAAACUA
This is a messenger RNA of Scleropages formosus (Asian bonytongue), 1855 nucleotides long. It is a transcript of the gene mbd4, whose product is annotated as methyl-CpG binding domain protein 4. The transcript has 8 exons. Gene Ontology annotation, cellular component: nucleus. Bases 171 to 1583 code for a protein of 470 amino acids. The record is from RefSeq and is a predicted model, not a curated record. Gene Ontology annotation, biological process: DNA repair. NCBI's taxonomy places the organism in Eukaryota, Metazoa, Chordata, Actinopteri, Osteoglossiformes, Osteoglossidae. Gene Ontology annotation, molecular function: DNA binding; pyrimidine-specific mismatch base pair DNA N-glycosylase activity.